Molecule: messenger RNA, 1164 nt
Organism: Yamadazyma jaroonii
Lineage: Eukaryota; Fungi; Ascomycota; Pichiomycetes; Serinales; Debaryomycetaceae
Source: the annotation of a GenBank genome assembly
AUGGCUUUCACUUGUAAUUCAUGUGGGUUAGCAUUCCCUGAUGCUGCUAAUCAGAGAGAACAUAUGAAGUCUGAUUGGCAUAGAUAUAACUUAAAGAGAAGAGUUGCUCAACUUCCACCUAUUGACGAAGAUUCUUUUGUAAGUAAAGUAGCAUCAUUAAAGAUUGAAGGUGAUGAGAAGACUUCUAAGAAAGAUGAAAAAAGAAGGCAAAAGGAAGCUAUUUUAGAACAAAAGAGAAAGAUUUUGGAAACUGCCCGUAAAGCUAUGCAACAAAGAAAAGAUGAUGAAAUCAUGAAAGGUACAUUAGAUGAAACUAUUGAUUCUGGUGAUUUGGAAUUUCAAAAAGAAGUUGAAAAAGCUCAACAAGCUGAACAAGUUAAUGAACCUCCACAAUUAACUCCUGAACAACAACAAGAACUUUUAAUUCAAGAAAAAUUAAAGAAUAAAGUUGAUUUGCCUGAAACUACUUGUUUAUUCUGUUCUCAUAAGGAAAAUGCUGAUUUCCCAACUGUUGAUGAUAAUAUUCUCCAUAUGUUCUCCAAACAUGGUUUAUAUGUUCCAGAACAAAAGUAUUUGGUUAAUAAAACCGGAUUGGUGAAAUAUUUAGGAGAAAAGAUUGGUUUUGGUAACGUUUGUCUUUGUUGUAAUUAUCAAGGAAAGAAUAUUGAAGCUGUUAGAGAGCAUAUGAAGAUUAAAAGACAUAUGAGAAUACCUUAUGAAUCAGAAGAUGAAAAAUUAGAAAUCUCUGAAUUUUAUGAUUUCACCACCAGUUAUGACGCUAAUGAAGAUGAUGAAGAAGGAGAAUGGGAAGAUAUUGAAGGUGAAGAUGGUGAAGUUGAUGAAGAUGAAGAUGAUAUACCCUCAGAUGGUGCCAUUAUUCAAAACGGUCAUGAACUUAUCUUACCAAGUGGUAGAGUAUUGGGUCAUAGAAGCUUACAAAGAUAUUAUAGACAAAACUUACCACCUGAAAGAGAAUUAACUGAAGCUCAAGGUACAGUUAUUGCUGCUGAAAAUAGAAACUUAUUAACUGUUAGAGAUAAGAAGGCUCAUGAACAACAAAAGAGAGAUUGGAAAUCAGAGAUUAGAAGAGCUAAAUAUUAUGAUAAGAAAUUCUCUAAGAACAUGAAUAAUCAAGAACAUUAUAGGGAUCAAUUAUUGCAAUAG